Symbiodinium sp. CCMP2592 is the source of this 657-nucleotide messenger RNA. Lineage: Eukaryota; Dinophyceae; Suessiales; Symbiodiniaceae. The record is from the annotation of a GenBank genome assembly.
AUGUUUGCAGCAGAGGGCGGCAUUUCAGAGCCGGCUCAGGUACUGGUGACCAGCUCGACGAAUGGCUUCCUCGAGUUCAUCCACGACUCGAUCUCCGUCGAUGCCAUGAAGAAACUCUACCCUGGCCGGACGUUGGCAGAGAUCUUCAGAGUGGCUUUUGCCGACAGACUGUUCGAGGCGAAGAAGAACUUCAUUGAAAGCUCGGCGGCGUACUCCCUGGUCGUCUACUUCCUGCAGGUGAAAGACCGUCACAACGGCAACCUCAUGCUGUUGACGAGUGGCCAUGUGGUCCAUAUCGACUUUGGGUUCAUGCUCUCCAACUCGCCCGGCGGGAACAUGGCCUUCGAGAACUCGCCUUUCAAGCUGACGCAGGAGAUCCUGGAUGUCAUGGAUGGCGAAUGUUCGGAGCAGUACGAGUACUUUCGCACGCUGCUCAUUCGCGGCUUUCUGGAAGCGCGGAAGCACAUGGAUCGGAUCGUUUUACAGGUGCGGAUGAUGCUGACUGGCUCGAAGAUGCCCUGCUUCCGAGAGGGGGCAGACUUCGUCCUGUCCACGCUGCAAGACAGGUUCUUUUGCAACCUGACGGAAGAAGCUUGCAUCCUGGCAUUAGCGGAACGUGAUGCGUCGGGGGUAUGGCUGCUGUGUGUUGCGUUGUAG